Molecule: messenger RNA, 2531 nt
Organism: Cinclus cinclus
Lineage: Eukaryota; Metazoa; Chordata; Aves; Passeriformes; Cinclidae
Gene: CPE
Product: carboxypeptidase E
Biological process (GO): proteolysis
Molecular function (GO): zinc ion binding; metallocarboxypeptidase activity
Source: RefSeq, a predicted model, not a curated record
GGUAAGCGAAAACAUUCUCCUAGAAGAGGUUGUGUCAAUUAGCACCUUAUUUGAAGUGGACACCCACAAUUUUGGAAAAUACCCAUAAUAUCACCAAAGAUUAUGAAAAUAUCUUCCUGAAAAUUGAUUCAGUAUUAAUUGGUGAUCGAGGGAGGUGUUAUACAGGCUUACCCUUUCAAUUCAGAAGGUCAGAAUAAACAUGCCUUAAAUUAUUGAGGACAAAAUUCUGCUUGUAGAAGGAUUAAUUGAAUGUGUACUAUCCAAAAUUUUGAAUCUCUAAAAUUUUCCAGCAUUCGUGUCCUAAAAAAAAAAAAAAAGAAAAAAAAAAAGAAAUAUAAUCGAGCAAGCAAAAAACCGCUAAAGGCCAAAACAACAACCUGAAAUGGAAGUUGCUCUUUAGCAUUUAGCCUUUUGCUUCUAGAGCUCGUCCUUUACAGGCUGUUUCAACAUAAUCUGAACAGUUAUGCCUAUGAAGACAAGUUGAAAAGAAGUCCUGUACUAUCUGCAGUCUAGAAAAAACAGAUGAAUGUGAUAUAGUAAAUAGUUCUUCACAAGAGCAUUUUUUUUUACUGGACUGGGCCGUGCUCUCUUUAGUUCUGUCAGUAUCAGAAACUAAGUCUUGCUUUAUCCUUUCCUUUUCGUGAUGCAGCAAAGAUGCCUUAUAAAUGAGGAGCAAAGCGACCUUGCAGAUGACGGUUUGUAAUUCUCCAUGUCAAUCAAAUGCAUUUGUGUUGCCCUGCAAUAGCACUGAAUCAUUCAUGGACCAUUCUGUUACUUCAGGUUUGUGGCAGUGGGUUAACCCUCUGGGACCGCAUAAAAUGAUGAGGCGGUGCGGAAAACACGCACCAGGAUUCUCUCAGCGGUUUUUUUGUUUUGUUUUUUGGUUUUUUUUUUUAAUUUUCUUUCCGCAUCUGGUUGAUGACAACAGCUUGAGCGGCUUUCGCCCGCAUCGUGCGGUCGCUCCGCCCGCCCUCCGCGGGAGCGCUGGGGACGCGGAUCGGGGCGGAGCGCCGGGUCCCGCCCCGCCCCCCCGGCUCCCCCCGCUCCUCGCUUCCCUCCCUCGCUCCCUCCCUCGCUCGCUCCCUCGCUGGGUGCCGCCGGCGCUGGCGGAGCAGCAGGCGGGCGGGAUGGCGGCGCGGGUGCUGCUGCUGGCGGUGUGCGCGGUGCUCGCUGCCUGCCGGGCCGCGGCAGAGCCGCAGGCGGGGGCCGCCAGCCGGCGGCGGCGGCUGAGCGCCGAGGAGGGCAUCUCCUUCGAGUACCACCGCUACGCCGAGCUGCGGGAGGCGCUGGUGGCCGUGUGGCUGCAGUGCCCCGCCAUCAGCAGGAUCUACACGGUGGGGCGCAGCGCCGAGGGCCGGGAGCUCCUGGUCAUCGAGAUCUCGGACCGGCCCGGCGAGCACGAGCCCGGAGAGCCAGAAUUUAAAUAUGUUGGGAAUAUGCAUGGGAAUGAAGCUGUUGGAAGGGAGUUGCUCAUCUUCUUGGCGCAGUACUUGUGUAACGAAUACCAGAAAGGAAAUGAUACUAUUAUCAACUUGAUCCAUAGCACACGUAUCCAUAUCAUGCCAUCUUUGAACCCAGAUGGCUUUGAGAAGGCAGCAUCCCAGCCUGGUGAACUUAAGGACUGGUUUGUUGGUCGAAGCAAUGCCCAAGGAAUAGAUCUAAACCGAAAUUUUCCUGAUCUUGAUAGGAUAGUUUACAUUAAUGAGAAAGAAGGUGGCCCAAACAACCAUCUUCUGAAGAACAUGAAAAAAGCUGUGGACCAGAAUCCCAAGCUUGCUCCUGAAACAAAAGGUGUCAUUCACUGGAUUAUGGAUAUUCCUUUUGUGCUCUCUGCCAAUCUUCAUGGAGGAGACCUUGUUGCAAAUUAUCCUUAUGAUGAGACUCGGAGUGGCAGUGCUCAUGAGUACAGCUCCUGCCCUGAUGAUGCUAUUUUUCAAAGCCUGGCUCGCAGUUAUUCUUCUUUUAACCCUGCUAUGUCUGAUCCAAACAGACCACCGUGUCGUAAAAAUGAUGAUGACAGCAGCUUUGUGGAUGGAACAACUAAUGGUGGUGCAUGGUACAGUGUCCCAGGAGGAAUGCAGGAUUUCAAUUACCUCAGCAGCAACUGCUUUGAAAUCACAGUGGAGCUCAGCUGUGAAAAAUUCCCACCUGAAGAAACUCUGAAGGGCUACUGGGAGGACAACAAGAACUCUCUUAUAAAUUACAUUGAGCAGAUUCAUCGAGGAGUGAAGGGUUUUGUUAAAGAUCUUCAGGGCAAUCCAAUAGCAAAUGCUACAAUUUCUGUGGAGGGAAUAAGCCAUGAUGUUACAUCAGCCAAGGAUGGUGAUUACUGGAGAUUGCUUGUACCUGGAAAUUACAAAGUUACAGCCUCAGCACCAGGCUAUCUAGCAAUAACUAAAAAAGUGGCUGUGCCCUUCAGCCCUGCUGUUGUGGUUGAUUUUGAACUGGAGUCAUUGUCUGAAAGAAAAGAAGAGGAAAAAGAAGAGUUGAUGGAAUGGUGGAAGAUGAUGUCAGAAACAUUAAAUUUUUAA